Enterobius vermicularis (human pinworm) is the source of this 1290-nucleotide messenger RNA. NCBI's taxonomy places the organism in Eukaryota, Metazoa, Nematoda, Chromadorea, Rhabditida, Oxyuridae. The record is from the annotation of a GenBank genome assembly.
AUGAAUAAGCAGCUUUUUCCGACAAAGGGCGAUGGUCGCGUGACCACUGUCGUGGCCACUCCUGGAUAUGGACCUGACCGACAGGUUGAAGUUCAGUACUCUGAUGCAAAGGUAAUUGGUAAUGGUUCUUUCGGCGUCGUAUAUCUGGCGAAGUUGACUGACACCAGUGAGCUUGUUGCAAUCAAAAAGGUGCUGCAGGACAAAAGAUUUAAAAAUCGUGAACUGCAAAUAAUGCGGAAGCUGGAACAUCAAAAUAUUGUCAAGUUGAAAUAUUUUUUCUUUUCAAGCGGUGAAAAGAAGGAUGAUCUCUUUCUUAAUCUCAUUCUCGAAUAUGUUCCGGAAACGGUUUAUCGCGUUGCACGUCAUUAUUCUAAACAGCGACAAAUUAUUCCUAUAAUAUAUGUGAAGUUAUACAUGUAUCAGCUGUUUCGGGCACUGGCCUAUAUUCAUAAUCUUGGGGUUUGCCACAGAGAUAUAAAACCACAAAAUUUGUUGUUGGAUCCUGAUACUGCAGUCUUAAAACUCUGUGAUUUUGGUUCAGCAAAGCACCUUGUACGUGGAGAGCCAAAUGUGUCAUACAUAUGUUCCAGGUACUAUCGAGCUCCAGAAUUAAUAUUUGGUGCUACCGAUUAUACAACAAGUAUUGGUAAGCAGUUUUCAUGCAUCGGAUGCGAAUCAACUUGCUUCUUGGAAAAGUAUGAUUAUCAUAGGACACCGCAUUUCAGUAAUUCCCUCUCUUUAGAUGUCUGGUCAGCGGGGACGGUCUUGGCAGAACUGCUUCUUGGACAACCCAUAUUUCCCGGAGACUCAGGAGUCGACCAAUUAGUUGAGAUUAUAAAAGUGUUGGGGACUCCCACACGUGAUCAGAUACAGCAGAUGAAUCCAAACUACACAGACUUUAGAUUUCCUCAAAUAAGAGCGAAUCCUUGGCAGCGCGUUUUCCGUCCGAGAACGGCCACGGAAGCUGUGGAUCUUGUUUCUCGACUUCUUGAAUAUACACCAAGUGCAAGACUAAGUCCGCUUCUCGCUUGUGCUCACACAUUCUUUGAUGAAUUGCGUCAACCAGAAUGUAAACUACCAAACGGCAAACCUCUUCCACCCAUCUUUAAUUUUUCUGAAGAAGAGUUACGUAUUGAACCGAACUUAAAUUCGAUAUUGGUGCCACAGAACGCUCAAGGUAACAAGUUUCGAAAUGUUGCUUCAACAUCAUCACCUUCACCAUCGGGGGUUGGAGGUACAAGUGGCUCAGAUUCUGCGAUGAAAACUGAACCUGCUUCGGCGGAUGCUUAA